Messenger RNA from Purpureocillium takamizusanense, 2855 nucleotides. RefSeq lists its product as uncharacterized. Gene Ontology annotation, molecular function: ATP hydrolysis activity; ATP binding. The record is from RefSeq and is a predicted model, not a curated record. The transcript is spliced from 2 exons. The coding region runs from base 20 to 2509 and encodes 829 amino acids. Lineage: Eukaryota; Fungi; Ascomycota; Sordariomycetes; Hypocreales; Ophiocordycipitaceae.
UCAGUAUCAGUGCGCGGGCAUGUGGGCGUCGACGUCAGAGCACCGCCGGCUUCGCCAAGACUCGCGCGCCACAGCCGCUCGACCCCAGUUGCCCUCUUCCUCGUCUUCGUCCCCGUCCUCGGCCAGAGAAACUACGACAACAUAUGACCGCACGUUCGGCUAUGAUCCUGCACUGAAGGCCAUGUUGCGCAACAAGGCCUUCACCGUCCUUCAGAAGACGUACGACGACAGCUAUCUCAGCUGUUCGACUGCCGUCUACUAUGAAAGCCAGGGCGAUGAGAUGGAGGCAAUGCGUCACUGGAGGACUGCGCUCGAGCAGAUCUACGAGCACCGUGCCAAGGCAACGCCAGGGUAUGGCCCACAGACGGACACGGAGAAGGCCCUGGUCGACGCCCUCCGUCAAUUGGAGCUGCAAUGCAAAGAGAGGCUUGACCUUCUCGAGGCUCUCCGAGCGUCGCGGAGCGAGGGGGCAUCUCCGUCUCCCGGUGCCAGGCUUUCCAAGACGCCUCCCGAGCCAUCUCGUCCCACCGACCGCGCCAAGGGCUCCAUCGGGCAAGGCACCAUACCUGCUGUAACCUACUCGGAGCUCUCGCGCCCCUCAGUCCCCAACAGACCCUCACUGCCUGCUCGAACGACGUCAGAGGCCGGCCUCGAUGCAAGCGUUGGUGCUCGCCUAGGCCCCUCCUCGUCAUUCAGCGAUUUGCACAGAACCAACUCGCCGAAGCUGCCUCCGCGCCCAGACAAAUCAGUCCGCUCGCCCAGUCCGGAAAAGCACACCAUGAGGACGACAUUGCGGUCAGGCAGGUUGGGUGAAAAGCCCCAAAGGACGCCUCGCAUAUCACCAAAGCCCGUCGCUGAGGGCCCAAGUAAAGCUGCUACACUGGCGUGGACUGCCCUUGGCUCGAAGGAUCGGGCCUUCAAACCGCCACCAGGUGAUGGUGUCACUACCGGUCAAUUCCCUGCUCCACGCAUAUCUUCCGACAGCCUUGCUCGACCUGGACAGUCUCAGAGUUUCCAGUGGGACAGCCACUCUCGUCGGCUGGUUACACCGCGGGACUCGGACCAAUUAUCCAACGGAUCCCAAUCCAUGAGUACGCAUAGAUAUUCUGACGAAUGUUCUCACGCUCGUCCAUCAUUGCUUUCUGUUAGCGCAGCAUCUAGUGCUUUGGGCUCAUCGGUUCAGGAACCCCAUCCUAUGGAUCAACAAUCAUCGGGCCGUCCAGGCCCUUCCAAGCACCCCGUAACGACGAUUUCGCCCAGGACAUCGCAAAGGCGCCACAAGUCUAGUAGCUCCGGGGGGCCGGAAGACUCGGGGGAGUCAGACAAGAAGGAUGCAUCAGACACAAGAAUGCGUGGCAAAGAUAUCGCGAGGCGACCAGUCAAAACGUCACAGUCUCACAAGAUCAACGAAGGUUAUGUACGACGACGUCAGCAACCGAAGAAUCGGCAUACAUCUACUUCUAGUACGUCCGGUGACGAGCUGGAUGUCACAGCCAGAAAAGCUAGGGCAGCGGAAUGCAACGUGGUUACGGCCCAAGUGGCUCCCCGCGAUCCCUCGUCAGAUAGGGAAUUUGGAGAGGAGAGUCCCACUGACACAGCCUGGAAGAGAAAGAAAACCGCGGUUCUGAAGAAUUUGCCGCCGGGCAUCGAUGAGACGGCGGCAAAACAAAUUUUGAACGACAUCAUCGUGCACGGCGAUGAAGUUCAUUGGGGAGACAUUGCCGGUUUAGAAAUUGCGAAGAAUGCGCUGCGAGAAACCGUGGUUUACCCUUUCCUGAGGCCCGAUCUGUUCAUGGGGCUUCGUGAGCCGGCACGUGGGAUGCUACUCUUCGGGCCGCCUGGUACCGGAAAGACGAUGCUGGCGCGUGCAGUGGCCACAGAGUCUAAGUCAACAUUUUUCUCUAUAUCUGCAAGCAGCCUAACAAGCAAGUACCUGGGAGAAUCCGAGAAACUUGUCCGAGCCCUUUUUGGUCUCGCACGGGCUCUUGCCCCUAGCAUCAUCUUCGUCGACGAGAUUGACUCGCUGCUAUCACAGCGGUCGGGAUCUGGCGAACAUGAAGCCACGAGGCGCAUUAAGACGGAAUUUCUUAUCCAAUGGAGCGACCUCCAGCGAGCCGCUGCCGGACGAGAGACGACUGAGAGAGAUAAACAGCGUGGUGAUGCCAACAGAGUUCUGGUAUUAGCCGCAACAAAUCUGCCUUGGGCCAUUGAUGAAGCUGCAAGAAGGCGAUUCGUCCGGCGGCAGUACAUUCCGCUUCCGGAGCCUCAUACGCGGGAGACACAGCUUCGUACUUUACUCGGCCAACAGAAGCACAGCCUGUCAUCCGCCGACACUCAAGAGCUGGUGCAAUUGACAGAAGGUGAAGCUUUAAUGUCUCUUGCGUUUGGGGGUGAAGUAGUGACUUUGACUGACGACCAACAGGCUUCUCCGGGUCUGACAUCACGGCUCUUGCCAAGGACGCAGCCAUGGGUCCGCUCCGAUCACUCGGAGAAGCCCUUCUGCAUAUGACAAUGGACCAGAUCAGACCAAUAAUGCUGGACGACUUCAAGGCAAGCCUCGGGACGAUCCGUCCUAGCGUUGGCAAGGCCGGGCUGAAAGAGUAUGAGGAUUGGGCUAAGGAGUUUGGAGAAAGAGGGGGCUAGGCCGAAGCAAACCUCAGAGAGCGUGGACCUUGUCACUAUUGUGCCUUUGCGGUUUCACGGGUAUCGGCGAUAUAUAUAUAGCGUCUGGCAGUGGAGGGCCACUUAGCUGUGCCUCGUUACUCAGCAGGAAGAACUUCGAUGAGGCGCAUACUUCUGCUCCCAGAGUAAAUGAUUGACACGCGUCGGUAAUUUUCGAAACAAAUAUCGCUUGU